Callorhinchus milii (elephant shark) is the source of this 714-nucleotide messenger RNA. RefSeq names its product GS homeobox 2 (gene gsx2). The transcript has 2 exons. NCBI's taxonomy places the organism in Eukaryota, Metazoa, Chordata, Chondrichthyes, Chimaeriformes, Callorhinchidae. The record is from RefSeq and is a predicted model, not a curated record. Gene Ontology annotation, biological process: regulation of DNA-templated transcription. Bases 1 to 714 code for a protein of 237 amino acids. Gene Ontology annotation, cellular component: nucleus. Gene Ontology annotation, molecular function: sequence-specific double-stranded DNA binding; DNA-binding transcription factor activity, RNA polymerase II-specific.
AUGUCUCGAUCCUUUUACGUUGACUCUUUGAUCAUCAAAGACUCGGUCAGACCUACUCCUAUCUUGAACGAUCAUGGCCAAGACUUUUUGAUCCCCAUCAGCGUCCACUCCUCCCCAACCGUGAUGUCUGUCUCUGCUCCGGUCUGCCCGUCCAGGAAGACGGGCACUUUUUGUGUCUGUCCUCUGUGCGUCACGUCUCACAUCCAUUCGUCCCGGAGUGGGAUCCCACUGCUGAAAAGCCAGUUCCCAAACGGAGAACCGCAGUACUGUCAGCGAAUCAACCAACAGCCAAGCUCUGGGCUCGGGCAUCCACCUGUCUGCACACCCACCUAUAGCAUGACGGACCCCAGGAGAUAUCACUGCCUCACCGUGGGUCCUGAAAAUAACAGCCACUUACAGAACGGUAAACGCAUGAGGACGGCCUUCACCAGCACACAGCUCCUGGAGUUGGAGAGGGAAUUUGCCUCCAACAUGUACCUGUCCAGGCUUCGCAGGAUUGAAAUCGCCACCUACCUGAACCUGUCUGAGAAGCAGGUGAAGAUCUGGUUCCAGAAUCGGCGCGUCAAGCACAAGAAGGAGGGCAAGGGCACCCCGAGGAGCGCACACAGCACCUGCAAGUGCACCAGCCAGGCUCACUGCCUGCGCUCCGAGGAUGAGGGAUCUCUCUCCCCAUCAUCAUCCGGCAAAGAUGACAAAGAUAUGUCACCGGCAUAG